AUGGCAGACUCAACAGCAUCGAGUCAGAUGGCUCAGCUCUUUUUGAAACCUCUGCUGAAUUGUUUCACCGAUAGGAGUUCCAUUGUUAGGACUCUUUCACUGGACAUCAUCAUCAGUACUCUACAUCUGGGACUCACGCAUCCUGCUUUGUGUCUACCUUACUUGUUAUCUUCAUGUACGUCAGUUGAUGACGCCAACACAUCCAGCAAAGCUUAUAAAUGGCUUUUGCAUCUGCAUAAGAGAUAUCCUCAAUUUGUGCAGGCAUCCAUGUUAAUGGGAUUACGACUCUCUUACAACAUGCACCACAACACUUCAAAAGCAGAAGAAACAUCAAAUAUUAACCAGAGGCAUAGUUUCUUUUUAUCAGCGUUGAAAUUGUUUGAUGGCUCCUACCAUCACACAACAAAAGCAGCAGAAAAUAUUCAGGGAGUAGAAAUCAAGGAAUUGUUAUUCAUAGCAGACAACAUGGCCUCAUUUGCUUAUCAGCGAUUGGAGGAAAUAACGAAGAACAGAAAUUUUUCAAAUAAUCCGCCAAAUGACAUCCUUGUUAGCAAGAAGAACGAUAAAAGUCGCAAAAUUAAACAGAAUAACACAAAAAAGAAAAUUAAAAGUAUGAACAUAAAUAACCAAGAUGAUGGUGAAGACGACAAUGAGUGUGAAAUGAAGCUCAUAAAAGAAAAUUGCUCAACUUUUGUAAAAUCUUUGCCCGAAACCGAGGCAAACAGACUAAGACAUCAAGUGCAUCAAAUCCAGGGCUGCCUGCUGCUUGUUUAUCUGAGGGAUCAUCUGAAAAAGUUGUAUGACAUUUCAGAUGGUUUAGUGCAGGAGUUUUCACGUGCGGGCAAUGCCAAAACAUUCGAUAAACUGAUACAGAAGAAAUCAAACUUGCUAUUAAAGCCUAAAUUAGUUCUAUUGCACAUUGAUGGUCCUCAAGAUGAACAGUUUAUGGUUGACACGUUUAUGGAGAUCCAGAAGUCUUUGACGAUUAAUGACAUGUGCAUGAACCUCGAUUGUUAA
This is a messenger RNA of Helobdella robusta, 1017 nucleotides long. RefSeq lists its product as hypothetical. NCBI's taxonomy places the organism in Eukaryota, Metazoa, Annelida, Clitellata, Rhynchobdellida, Glossiphoniidae. Gene Ontology annotation, biological process: establishment of protein localization to chromatin; replication-born double-strand break repair via sister chromatid exchange; establishment of mitotic sister chromatid cohesion. Gene Ontology annotation, cellular component: Scc2-Scc4 cohesin loading complex. The transcript has 10 exons. The coding region runs from base 1 to 1017 and encodes 338 amino acids. Gene Ontology annotation, molecular function: chromatin binding. The record is from RefSeq and is a predicted model, not a curated record.